Molecule: messenger RNA, 2430 nt
Organism: Drosophila sechellia
Lineage: Eukaryota; Metazoa; Arthropoda; Insecta; Diptera; Drosophilidae
Gene: Grl58a
Product: Gustatory receptor-like 58a
Source: RefSeq, a predicted model, not a curated record
GCGCACUUGCAGCAAGUGUUUAUUGCGAAAAAGAAUAAAAUAUGAAAAGCACAUCGAGAAAACCUAAGAUGCCAUAUAGCUAACUGGUGGUCAUCAGAAGAUCAUUAUGGCGGCAUUACGCACCUAACGAUGGCCAUUCUAUUGGGAAACAGUCGUAUCCUUUCGCGGCAUUCAGUCGGUAGAUCCAUUUCAACGAUGGCCCUGUGGCAUUCGCUUCGCCUGAGCAACCGUUACAUCAGCAGGCACGUGCUCCUCCUGCUGCGCUUCUACCUGGCGCAGUUCUAUUACCUGGGAUUGAUGCGCCUUCGCUACGAUGAGUCCUGCAACGAGCUGCGAUUGACGUAAUUGACGAGGCUUUGGUGCGCCUUCUUCUUCACGCUGGCACUCCUGGAUCCCUAUCCCCUGAUGCUGCAUCUCCAGCUAGUGGGAUUCUCCUGCUGGCUGUUAAUCCAGCCAAGAGAAGUCAUCGAGGAGCGGAGACGGGUGAUAAACCGAAUCAUGCGACUUUUGCCGCAGCUCCAUCGGCUCUGCAGGCGAAAGGUGGAGCUGUCCUGGUUUGUGGCCUUCCAGUUGGUGCUCAAGCUGCUUGUCUUUCGGUUGUUCUACAAGGGACUGCUGGGCCCUACAAACGCCGCCUGGAAAGCGCUCUUCAUUGUGCUCUUCGUAGUGCCUAUUUCACUGGCCAUUUGGGUGAUAGACGUCACCUCGCAUCUGAUUAGCAUUGUGCUCGCCCUGCUGCUAAAGUCCUUCGAGCUGGUGAACAGUGAAAUGGCGGCCAUUGACGAGAGGCUCUGUUUGGAGAUCCUGCGAUCGGAUUACCGAGCGGUCAGAAGGCUACAGAGGCGCCAGAUUUCGCUGCAGCGGUUGCAUCGAUCCUAUGUCAAGGUCACCCGGCAAUGCAUAGAUUGCCUGAGCCCCCAGUUGGUUCUCAUCGUUCUCUACAACCUGAGCUCCAUCUACACUUUUUCCAGUGGCGUAUGGCGGCGCAUCUUUCAGAUCGCGGUCAUCGUCAACACGCUGCGCUCUCUGCUGCACACCCUCGACGAGCUGGUGGCCACUACUGGUGCUCCGCAGGACACCUCCUGGAUGCAUGUGGCGCGAUUGCUUCAGUUCGAAGGGGUCCUGGCCACGCAUGGCUGGUUGCAGCGGAAGGACUUCCGCUGGAAGCUGCAGGAUACCGACAGUUUUGGUCAGAGCGUAAGAAGCAGCUUCUUCCAAAGAAGGCUGUUAGUCCUGGGAUUGGUUACUCCCAACAAACGACUCCUGUUUCGCAUCGCCUUCGCGUUCUGCUGUCUCCUGCAUCUGCACUAUAUGCUCAAGAAAUCUGCUUUGGUUGCCGAGAAGGAAAUCUUUAUCGGUUUGGAAGUUAUCACAAAACCCAAGCAUUAGAAAGCAAUGUUAAUUAUUCAUUGAUUGUUAAGCUAUGAACACUCCCUUACUUAAUUAAUACAAAACAAAUGGAAUCUUAUCAGUACAUUAGCUUGCAAGUUUAGAGAAGUAGUUAUGGGUUUAAGAGCACGUUAAAGGUUAAGAAUGCAGGAAAAUAUUGUAAGUCAUGAUUAAUGUAGCCGAGGCGCCCUUUGUUUAUUAAAGACCGAGGAAAGUUGCUCUUCUUCGCGACGGUAAACCUCGACAACUAUGCAGUUCCUUUGCCAGGAUGAGCCCAUUUCUCAAACGCUUUGAUUAACUUUCUGCAGGAGCUCUCGGGUCGCCUUUAAGACAUUUAUCAUCUAUUUAUUGCACUCCAAAUAAUAUUUGUUCAAUAUAACACGCACUUUACAAGACUGAGUCUGCUCCACGGGAACUGAAAAGCCAUCUGCCGCUACCGGGUAAUUUUAAAUAAUUUAUGCAUUCGCCCCUUCUGUAACAUGCACAAAAAUAACAAGGGAAGCCUCCAUAUUCUCCGGCCAACGGGCCACAUCGCAGUGAGACCCAUUCCCAUUCCUUGAUAUAUGUAAUUGCAUGGCUGGCCGAGCACUUGAGGUGCCGGGUCCUGAACCGGCUCCUUGAGCGCCCUCUCCGAUCCUCACACAUGCCCAUGCUUCCUGCCGCCCUGCUUUCGUCCUUGCUCCUUCCUGGCAAGAUGGGGAUGCGGAUCCAUAAAUCAUUUUUAAAACAUUACAUCAACGAAUGCGACUACGUAGAAGUAUUUUAUGUAUACAAUUUUGCACCUCCUAAAGAGGCACAAGAUUUAUAGUUAAGUGGCUCCAGGGACGAACAACACACCUGCAAAUCCUCUCCAGGAUUGUCACAACAAGGUUGAUUAAAUUUUUCAACUGACUUUGGCACAGUUUUGCCAACCGAUUUAUAGCCACAGUUCGCUUUCGUUUUUCGCCAUCUAAUGGUGUUUAUUUCUUUUACUUCCAUUGCCGAAAAAACAUUGAAAGUCAAUUAAACUUUUAUGCACGCAAAGGCAAAGAGUCGGUCAAA